Messenger RNA from Saccoglossus kowalevskii, 2540 nucleotides. RefSeq names its product REST corepressor-like protein. NCBI's taxonomy places the organism in Eukaryota, Metazoa, Hemichordata, Enteropneusta, Harrimaniidae. Gene Ontology annotation, cellular component: histone deacetylase complex; transcription regulator complex. Gene Ontology annotation, biological process: regulation of transcription by RNA polymerase II; negative regulation of DNA-templated transcription. The record is from RefSeq and is marked provisional. Gene Ontology annotation, molecular function: zinc ion binding; sequence-specific DNA binding; transcription corepressor activity.
CUGGGUUUCGUGAACUACGGUGACUCGCGAUAGUCCCAACUUUGCGCACUGUAUUGUGCACUUUUUGUAAAUUUUGGCACCAGUUUUGUGCCCAAGGGCCGACAGUUGUCGCACAAAUGGUUAUGGCCGACAGAAACGGCGAUUCGGAGAUGAGCACUCGUAAUAAUGGUUCUCACGUCGCUGGAGCCUCCAACGGACACAUGUCGGACGACAGCGCCAGCAGCAGCUCGGAUGAUGAACACGAGCCGGGAAUGCGAGUUGGCGAAGAUUAUCAAGCCCCGAUUCCGGAGAUGGCGAACGCAGGUGAUAUCCCUCCGGGUCAACGAGGUGACGGCAGACCAGAAGCUCUUCUUGUUUGGGCUCCAACAACUGACAUUGGUGAUGAAAAAUUGGAUGAGUACAUCAAGGUAGCCAAGGAAAAAUAUGGAUACAACACUGAGCAAGCACUAGGAAUGCUUUUCUGGCACCGGCAUGACGUUGAUAAAUCCCUAGCUGAUUUACCUAAUUUCACCCCAUUCCCUGAUGAGUGGACCGUUGAAGACAAAGUUCUCUUCGAACAGGCUUUCAGUUUUCAUGGCAAAAGUUUUCAUCGUAUUCGACAGAUGCUACCAGACAAAUCUAUCAGCUGUCUGGUACGAUACUAUUAUUCAUGGAAAAAAACUCGUACAAGGACCAGCUUGAUGGAUAGGCAAGCGAAGAAACUAACUGUCGGACAAAAGGAGAACAGCGGGAGUGAGGAGCCGCCGUCAGAUGAAGAAAAUGUUGUGGACAGUGACUUCGAUCCAGAAGGACACAGGGGAGAUGGUCGUGAUAAACAUACAUGUUCCAAUUGUCAGACAUCUUCAAGUCAGGUUCAUUCAACUCCUAAAGGAUCAUUGUGCAAUGCUUGUUAUAGUUAUUGGAGGAGAACUGGGGUGAUGCGGACCAACAUAGGGCCAAUAAAGAAUGAAACUCCAAGACCAGAUAGACAUAAUCCAUUGAAAAGUAGACGCAAACCACCAAGAGGAAUGUACUUAGAUAAAGAUGAUUUAUUGGCAUUAAAUUCACCUCAGGGAGAUUCAUUUCUUAAACAGUUGGACACAGAGCUUAUUUCGCUUAAAAAGCAGAUGCAAUUAAAUAAACAAAUUUUGAGCAAGCAAAAAGACAAGUGUGAAUUCAACUUGGAAGAGUAUAAGAUAUUGGACAACGGUCAAAGAAUCAAUGCACGAUGGACAAAUGAUGAACUGCUUAUUGCAGUGCAAGCUGUUCGAAAAUAUGGAAGAGAUUCUCAAGCUAUUGCCGAUGUUGUGGGAAACAAGAACACCUCGCAAGUUCGAAGUUUCUUUGUCAACUACCGACGUCGUUUUAACCUGGAUCAAGUCUUGGAAGAGUAUGAAGCUGAAUAUGGUCAUACUAAACAGGAUUACAAAAUUUUUGAUGAAGAGCGUAUAAAUGGUCAGAAUGUGGCCCAUUCGGCGACACCAGUUGUCACUCAAGUACCACCGACAAGUGGGAACUCUACGAAUGCUCCUCCACCUCCUCUCUUGAGGGGACCAUCUACUUCUUCUCCAUCAGCUCCAGCUACUGCACCUCCAACUCAGCCCCAAGUUGUACACAGACCACCACCACCAUUACAACAACCAAGCAGAUUUUUGCAGCCUCCACGUUCUGUGCCCAUCCAACCACCUCCUUUAAUACGUCCAUCAACCGCACCAUCGAUGAUGGCAGGAAUGACGCGUGGUCGCCCACAUAUCAUGGGACCCUUAGGUACACCACCUCAGCUCGUUGGUAGUCAGCGAGAUACACCUCCACACAGUACUCAACAAAUCAAAAGUGAAAUUACAUAUUAGUCAAAACACUUAUUUAUUGAUUUUAUUUUGAGCAAAGCUUGUAUUGCAAUCAAAAAUUGUUAGCAGGGGGUUAUUUGUAAUUUUGUUUGUAAGAAUGAAUAAUUAAAUAAAUGAUCAUUUUUGUUUUUUCUUCCCUACUGUGCUUUUUCCAAUGUUUUUGGUUAGGUAAACAGUAAAGGCGACUCAAUAUUUCUACCUCAUACUUGCUAAAUAAUUUUCAGUGGUAUUACUUUAAUAGCAAGGAUACAUUAUUGGGAAUUUAAUAUCAUGUCAGUUAACAUUUUAAAUUAGUUGUACGUUUGACUGAAACAUUUUUUUAAAAAUAUUUUAAAUAAUUGCAAGUUGGUGGGGGUGGGUGUAUAGUUACAUUCAAUCUUUACAUUUCAGUGAGAUUGCUUAUACAAAAUGACAAAUAGUUGUUCAAUUACAAUUUUGCUUGGACAGUUACCAUGGCAGUCAUUUAAUCAUGUUAUCUUAUUUAGUAUGUUUCCCAAUAAUGUACUCUUCAUUUAAAACCCCAAUGGUGAGCAGCCCUACCAUUAGUUUGGAAGUCGGUCAUUGUUGUGUAAGUUACAGCAAAACUUUCUUUUCAGUAGUGGGACAUAUCAACGUCAGCACGUUUUCUAUUUAUUUGUAACAUUUCAUAGUUUUUAGUUUUCAGUUUGAAUUGUGUAAUAAUUACAGAAACAAAUUAAAGUUAUUUAAAAGAAA